Molecule: messenger RNA, 1862 nt
Organism: Daktulosphaira vitifoliae (grape phylloxera)
Lineage: Eukaryota; Metazoa; Arthropoda; Insecta; Hemiptera; Phylloxeridae
Product: fringe glycosyltransferase
Exons: 11
Coding region: 149-1156 (335 amino acids)
Biological process (GO): regulation of Notch signaling pathway
Cellular component (GO): membrane
Molecular function (GO): O-fucosylpeptide 3-beta-N-acetylglucosaminyltransferase activity
Source: RefSeq, a predicted model, not a curated record
GUCUAUUGAGUUGUGUGAGCGUGUGCACUUGUCCCCACUAAUCGUUGUCGUAUCGUGUGUUUCUCGCAAUAGAUGUUUACGCAUAAAAGUGUGAUAACAACUAAAAUAAGACUUUGUUAAAAGAUGUGAUCCACCUUUUUAAAGUACUAUGCCAAGGAAUAUCAAAAGAUGGCUGUUUCAGUUACAGAUACUAUUGGCCUUGCUGGUGCUCAUGUUAUUCGUAUUUUAUCAACAGGUCGGCGGUUUGGUCGGUGGUAAUGGAACUGUUUCUAAUGGACAACAUCAGGUUCUUAAAGAAACAAUUAAUGCUGUUGAAUUGUCUGAAAAAAAGAAAAUAACCGACGAUUCUUCUAUUAUACAACUGAAUGAUAGUGUUUUGAAAAAUGUAUUUAUCUCAAUUAAAACUACUGGAAGAAAUCAUUUAACUCGCUUGCCAGUAAUAAUAAAAACAUGGUUUCAGCUAGCACAAGACCAGACAUGGUUUUUUACUGAUACCGAUGAUAAUCAUCUCAGUCAUAUUACAGGCGGUCAUGUUAUAAAUACUAACUGUUCAGCCACACACAGCAGGCGCGCUUUAUGUUGUAAAAUGUCUGUAGAGUUAGAUAUGUUCCUCGAAACUAAAAAAAAAUGGUUUUGUCAUGUUGAUGAUGACAACUAUCUCAAUGUUCCAACAUUAAAUGAGCUAUUGAAAUCCUUCGAUCCACUUGGUGAUUGGUAUUUGGGACGUACUAGUACAACAAAACCAUUGGUCGUUCGAACAAAAACUCAAAAGACAUCAUUUUGGUUUGCUACUGGAGGUGCAGGAUUUUGCUUAAGUCGGGCACUUGUAUUAAAGAUGGCUCCAAUAUCUGGGAACGGAAGACUAAUGGCUAUUGGAGAUCGUAUAGGCCUUCCCGACGACGUGAGCGUUGGAUACGUGAUAGAACAUUUAUUAAAAAUACAUCUGACCAGAAUAGAGCAGUUUCACUCGCAUUUGGAACCAAUGAGGUUGAUAAAAAAAGAAAUAUUUGCUGAACAGUUAACGUUUAGUUAUUCGUUAGAUAGUGAUCCAAACACAGUUGAUAUCGAAGGAUUUAAUGAGAUUUAUGAUCCGACUAGAUUUCUUUCGCUACACUGUUAUUUAUUUCCUGAAUUGCCAUACUGUAACAAUGAAUGAACUUAUAAUUUAGAGUUAUUAAACAGAUGUUGAUAUUUCAAUUUUAAACGUUAGAAAUCGUCAACGUGCCGUCAUUUACGCCUGUCUCUGUAUACUAAAAUAUUUUAUGUGCUCAUGGAAUGAUCAUUUUUUGUAUCUAUCUUUGAUACAAAGGAAAUCGUUAAUCACAGAGUGUUUUUUAUAAUAAAACGCGUGUUAUUAUUAAGCAUUUGUUUUGUAAGAUGUAGUCAGUAUUAAAUUAUGUAUUCCUACAACAGUAUUUUAAAAUCUUGUUUUUUAAUUAAACUUUUUAAAUAUUUAAAGAUUAUAUUGUUUAAAUUUAUUUCUAAGUGUUUUUGAAUGAUUUUGUAAAGUAAAAUUAACGAAAUACUGUUGAAAAUGAACUCUAGUUUUAUUAUAACAUAAUGAGGUUUCAUUGAUUACCAGACCAAUAAUAAUGUUUAAAUACUGUUUCAGUGAGAAAAAUUUUUAUAAGGUUUCUUGUUUGUUUAAUGAAUUAAAUCGUGUAUGUAUUUAUUUAUAAAUUGUUUAGUUUUUUGCAACUGAAAUUGACUUGUAAAGGUAUAGCUAAAAUGUUCGUAUCUAAAAUAACUCAUUUUCAUAUCUACUUAACCAUAAGUAUAAAAUUAUUCUGUGAUAUAGAAAAAUAAGUUUUCAAGUUUUUAAACAUUUUCAAUGAAAGGAAAAAUGGACACUAACUAUUUGU